UUCCUCGUCUCCCUCUCACACACCUGUGGCGAUGGAGUGUGACGGCCACGUUUUGCUGCUGCUGUCUGUGAUGCUCCUGACGGGGCAAGGUUCUGCACAAGGUUCUGAAUUGUCCUUCACCAUAGACCAUGUGAGCCUGUCAGUGUUGCCAGGUCCCGAUGUGCACACGGGCACCAACGUCACACUACGAUGCCACGUACAGGUGAGCCACAGUGCCCAGUGGCUGAUGCAUUCCUUCAGCUUCCUAUUGGAGGCUGUGGAGGUGCACGCCCACAACAGCACAGACAGCCAAUCGGAUUACAGCCUGCUGCCGGCCCGCGCCGCCCACUCUGGGGCCUACAGCUGCCGCGUGCGUGUGUUGGAGAAGGAGAGGAGCAGCCCCGACACACACCUCAACGUCUCAGGUAGCACACACACACACACCAGCCGCGUACGUGUGUUGGAGAAGGAGAGGAGCAGCCCCGACACACACCUCAACGUCUCAGGACUGACGACCCCGUUGCUGACGGUGGACUCCGCCGUCAUCUACGAAGGUCAGGAGGUCAAGGUCAGUUGCCUGGCGCCGGACGAGAAGGGCCCGCUCAAGUUCCAACUGGAGGUCAACGGCGAACGCAAGCGCGACUUCACCAACGCCCAGAACCCCGUCUCACUGCAGAUGAACACUCCCGGCCGCAUGACGCUGCGCUGUAGAAUGAGGCUGCUCCUGAGGCCUGAAGCCGGAGAGACCAUCAGCAACCUCGUUACCAUCACUGUGAAGGAGUUGAUGGUGACCCCGACGGUGACCUUUGAACCCGCGUCGGGGGUGGUGGAGGGUGACUUCCUUAUGGUCCGCUGCUCCGUACCGACCUUCUCAGAGCUGCCGCGCAACGAGCGCGCACGCCUGGAGAUCUUCCUGACCAAAGAUGGCCGCGUACUCAGGCAAUUGACGGGCAGGGCAGAGGUGCCCCACCAGUUACGUGCCGUGGCCUCGGACGCAGGGACCUACGUCUGCAAGACUGAGAUGCAGGGAGGAAACCUGCAGAAAACUGCCAGCGCCACUACAACAGUGACCGAGCUGUUCUCAGCCCCUGAGGUGUCCGUGCGCCCCCCGGUGGUGUUCGAGGGCGACAACUUCACGGUGUCCUGCUCCGUGCGGCGCCUGGUGGAGAACCGGGAGGCCGUGCUGCGAUACCGCCUCUUCCACCAGGGGGCGCUGCUGCACCACGGGCAGCACUACACGGUCACGGCCGCCGUCAACGCGCACACGGACACCAACGGCCAGUACGUCUGCCAGGCCGAGGCCAAGGAGAUCCUACGCAACAGCACCGCGCUCAGUGUCACCGCCAGGAUCUUGGCCUCUCAGCCGGCCAUCAGCGCAAAGGGCGGGGUCAUAAUCGGGAGGCCGUUCCAAGUGGUUUGCCGUAGCGACAGAGGGAGCCUUCCCGUGACCUUCACCCUGAUGAAAGGUCAAAGGUCAUUGGGGUCGCAGGAGGUCAACGCCCUCUCGGCCGUCUUCAACGUGUCGGCGAACGCCGUGAGAGACGGGGCGGAGCUAGCCCAGCUGAACUGUCGCGCAGCCAAUCACCCGGACCGAACGCCACUGCAGAGCCCGCCCCUACAGGCCAGUGUCAUAGGUGAGUGACACCUUAGUCAUCCAAUCACCCGGACCGAACGCCACUGCAGAGCCCGCCCCUACAGGCCAGUGUCAUAGGUGAGUGACACCUUAGUCAUCCAAUCACCCGGACCGAACGCCACUGCAGAGCCCGCCCCUACAGGCCAGUGUCAUAGUUCCCAUCUCCAAUGCCUCGUUGACUCUGGAGCCGUUUGGGGGCGGGAUCACGGAGGGCUCCGACCUGCGCCUCACCUGCACUGCACUCAAAGGCUCCGCCCCCUUCACAUUCACCUUCAU
This is a messenger RNA of Engraulis encrasicolus (European anchovy), 1888 nucleotides long. RefSeq names its product platelet endothelial cell adhesion molecule-like. The record is from RefSeq and is a predicted model, not a curated record. Gene Ontology annotation, biological process: cell surface receptor signaling pathway. Lineage: Eukaryota; Metazoa; Chordata; Actinopteri; Clupeiformes; Engraulidae. The transcript has 11 exons. Bases 32 to 1621 code for a protein of 529 amino acids. Gene Ontology annotation, molecular function: transmembrane signaling receptor activity. Gene Ontology annotation, cellular component: plasma membrane.